CGGAAACAACGUGUUGUCGCCUCGUGUUUGACAGGUUGGUCUAACUCCAGUUAGCAAACUGAGCACAUUAGACUCUUUUAAGAUUGUUAUCAGCGUCUACAGUUCAACCGGUGUUACAUAUGAGACACUGAGCCUGGCACCAGCUGUCACACAUAUUACUCAGUUAUACCUGUGUCUAGUGAGGGUUAGCCCACAGAUACAGCAUGUCCUCCCAGGGAGAUGAAGCUGCAGAGCAGGGCCCUGAAACAGUGGGAUCAGCGCUUUCUUCUUCCUCUGCUGAGACUGAUGCCACCAGUGGGGACUUUAUCACUGUCACCAUUGGAGCAACUGUGCCCACAGGGUUCGAACACACUGCUGCAGAGGAGAUCAAGGAGAAAAUAGGGGUCGAUGCACGGAUUAGCAAAGAUCGUGGUCGUAUAUACUUUCCAAUAACCACUGACAAGCUUUUCCAGGUUCAUCUUCUGAGGUCUGUGGACAAUCUGUUUGUCGUGGUUGAGGAAUACGAUCAUUACCAGUUCAAGGAAUCAAAGGAGGAGACGUUAAUGGAGUUGCAGCAGCUUGCGGCCAAACUCCCCUGGACUAAUGCCUUAGAGGUCUGGAAACUAAAUGGCACCCUAAAAAAGAAGAAGGGCCACCGGAAAGGAGGGAAUGGCGCUAAAGUAAAACCCAACAGUGAGGCUGGUGAUGCAGCCAUCGCUGACACUGAGGAUCAAGAUCUAUCUCAGGCAGUGUCAGCUGCUGAAGGUCAGAAAAAGGCAGAGGAAACACCUGACACGGAGACCUGCACGCAGGACGCAGAGGAGACGUCACCCGGGGCCAAACUCAUCAAGUUUCGUGUGACGUGCAACAGGGCCGGGGACAAACAUAGCUUUUCCUCUAAUGACGCAGCCAGAGACUUUGGUGGGGCUGUACAAGAAUUCUUCCAGUGGAAAGCAGACAUGACAAAGUUUGACAUAGAGGUUUUACUAAACAUACACAAUGAAGAGGUGGUGAUUGGCAUCGCACUCACAGAGGAGAGUCUUCACAGGAGAAAUAUCAGUCACUUUGGACCCACUACACUGCGGUCUACCUUAUGCUAUGGCAUGCUCAGGCUGUGUAAACCUCAGGCAUCUGAUAUAAUACUUGAUCCAAUGUGUGGGACUGGAGCCAUACCACUGGAGGGAGCCAUCGAAUUUAACAGCUCAUUCUACAUUGCCGGUGACAACAAUGACAUGGCGGUUAACCGCACAGUCAAUAAUGUAUGUCACAUCCAGAAAAGGAGGGCAGACAAGGGCAGUGUAUCUGGAUUGCCCAUUGACACAGUGCAGUGGGAUCUGUGCAAUUUACCCAUAAGGACCAGCUCUAUUGACAUUAUCAUCACUGACAUGCCCUUUGGGAAGAGAAUGGGUUCUAGAAAGAAGAACUGGGACCUUUACCCUUCCUGCCUGAGAGAAAUGGCCCGCGUGUGUAGACCAGGCUCGGGAAAGGCUGUCCUAUUGACUCAGGAUAAGAAAUGCUUUUCCAAGGCUAUCUCGAGGAUGGGAGGACUGUGGCGGAAGCAGCACACUGUUUGGGUCAAUGUCGGGGGUUUACAUGCUGGAGUCUACCUCCUCAAGCGGACCGGGGCUGUGUUUGGCCAAACUCCUGAGGAUGUCUAUGAAUCACGAGGACCAGCUAAUACACAGGGGGAUGACAAGGAUGACAAGGAGCUCUCUUAAUUCACCUCCUGCAUUUACGUUUGGAAUUUAUACCUGAAUGCUAGGGAGUGUCAUUAUUUAUAUUAUUUUUGGAUAUUCAACUCUCUACUUAAUUUGGGCUUUCUGCUCGACUGUUCAUUUUUGUGUUUUUCAUUUGAUAAAGAGUUAUAACUGGAAAGAGAAAUGCUGUUUCCAUGUUCAGCAGCAGUUUAAUGGUUCUCACACUGUAUUUGACUGAGGUAGUUCACUUGUCAUAUUGCUGUUCAAAAACCUGCUGAAGCUUUCAUUACACCACUCAGAUCUGCUGUGCCCACUCUACUGGAACUGCUCGUUGCCAUAUGUUCUGAUUAAUAAAGGUUCAAGUUAAAUGUC
Molecule: messenger RNA, 2048 nt
Organism: Lates calcarifer (barramundi perch)
Lineage: Eukaryota; Metazoa; Chordata; Actinopteri; Centropomidae
Gene: thumpd3
Product: THUMP domain containing 3
Exons: 10
Coding region: 204-1697 (497 amino acids)
Biological process (GO): tRNA methylation
Molecular function (GO): RNA binding; tRNA (guanine) methyltransferase activity
Source: RefSeq, a predicted model, not a curated record